AUGGCCACCAGCAUGUCCGACUCUGACGUUGUGAUCGUCGAGCUGGGUGGCAAGAAGGUGCUUCUCGUGGGCGGAGGCGAGAUCGCCUCCCAGCGGCUGGGCUUCCUCCUCGAGGCUGGCGCGCAUGUCACCAUUGUCGCGCCCGCUCCCCUGCAUCCCCUGAUCCAGCACCGGCUCGAGAGCAACGGCGACCAGAUCACCUGGCACGACAGGCAGUACAACCAGAACCCCGACAAGGACGCGUGCAAGGUCGGUAGCUACGACAUGGUGUUCACGGCGAUCGACGACGCGGUACUCUCACGCCUCAUCUGCGAGAAGAGCCGCAAGGCGCGCACGCCCGUCAACGUCGCAGACGUCCCGCCCGAGUGUGACUUUUACUUUGGCGCGCAGGUCCGUCGUGGCCCCCUCCAGGUCAUGAUCUCGACCUCGGGCGCCGGUCCCAAGGUGUCCGUCAUGGUGCGCGAUCUGAUCCGCGGCGUGAUCCCCAACAACAUUGAGGGCGUUAUCAACGGUGUCGGAGCACUCCGCCGUGAGCUCCGGGAGCGCGCGCCCGGUGUCGGUGGAGAGCUCUCCAAGAAGCGCAUGCGGUGGAUGAUCAACACUUGCAAUCAAUGGGACAUGGAGGUCAUGGACCGCCUCGAGGACGAGACGAUCCGCGAGAAGCUCCUCACAGAUGGUUGGGAGAAGGGCGUCGUCCUCGGUCCCAAGGACGUUGGCGUCAAGCGGAAGAGCAAGUCGCGCGCGCCCAGCUCGACGGCUCUCGCUGGCACGGGCGGAGUCCUCGUUGGCGCCGCCAUCGGCGUCCUUGCCACUCUGGCUUACCUUCGGAGGAACUAG
Molecule: messenger RNA, 837 nt
Organism: Trichosporon asahii var. asahii CBS 2479
Lineage: Eukaryota; Fungi; Basidiomycota; Tremellomycetes; Trichosporonales; Trichosporonaceae
Exons: 2
Coding region: 1-837 (278 amino acids)
Biological process (GO): siroheme biosynthetic process
Molecular function (GO): precorrin-2 dehydrogenase activity; protoporphyrin ferrochelatase activity
Source: RefSeq, a predicted model, not a curated record